AUGGCGUCCACGUGUCUGACGGUCCUGCUGGUGGCCACCCUGCCCCUUCGUUCAAACCUUUCCCUUCCUCAAAAUCCUCUUUCCCCGCGUUCUCCGGCCCCGUCCGAUAUCUUCUCUCCAGGGGCCAGCUCCAACCCCGUCGCCUGCUCGUUCCCCUUCACCUACAAGAACAGAGUCCACGCGACCUGCAUCACAGAGGACGCCGGCGGCCGAUUCUGGUGUGCCACCACGCCGAGCUACGACACCGAUCGGGCAUGGAAAUACUGCACCCUGAAAGAGCACGGUGGAAACUCCGAGGGCCGCCCCUGUGUCUUCCCCUUCAAGUUCCUGGAGCAGACGCGACACGGUUGCGUGCGCGAAGACAACCAUCCCCGGGCGGCCUGGUGCGCCACAACCGACGACUACAACCGGGAUCGGCUGUGGAGCUUCUGUCCCGACAUCAGUAACGGAGGGACCGGGGGAGGGCGGACACAGGGGCCACGCUGGGAAACGAGAUAAUGGCGAAGCAGAGCAGACGGAGAGACCGGGAGGGGUGGUGGCUGGGGAGGCCAAUCAGUCGUAUUUAACGAGCACUUACAGUGCGGGCUAAGGGUUUGGGAGAGGACGAUAUGACGGAGUUGAGAGAGACGUUCCUUGACCACAACCAGCUAACAGUCUAGAGGGGGAGACAGGUGUUAAUGGAAAUAAAGAA
Molecule: messenger RNA, 691 nt
Organism: Ornithorhynchus anatinus (platypus)
Lineage: Eukaryota; Metazoa; Chordata; Mammalia; Monotremata; Ornithorhynchidae
Product: matrix metalloproteinase-9-like
Exons: 3
Coding region: 1-498 (165 amino acids)
Cellular component (GO): cell surface
Molecular function (GO): heparin binding
Source: RefSeq, a predicted model, not a curated record